Messenger RNA from Aspergillus nomiae NRRL 13137, 351 nucleotides. RefSeq lists its product as uncharacterized. The record is from RefSeq and is a predicted model, not a curated record. Lineage: Eukaryota; Fungi; Ascomycota; Eurotiomycetes; Eurotiales; Aspergillaceae. The transcript is spliced from 2 exons. The annotation marks the transcript as partial.
AUGAAAUUUCUCACCAGUAUCCUCGCUCUCGCAGCCAUUGCCGGAGUAUCCGCCAUGCCCACCUCCAACAGCGUCACCACAAACACAGUCACCAGUGGCGAGUUCACUUACAAUGGCGAAGGAGUCGUAGUUGACAUUCUCAGGACUUCUCCCUUCAGUGCAGCGGCGGCAUUAACCCGCCCCAUGCAGACUGCGAGCCUGGGAAAUGCCAAUGCCGAGGGGACUAUGGUUGCUGGUCAUGCAAAGGGGGGCGCAUGCAGUGCCAGCCGGGACCGGGCUCUGGAACUUGCUGGACCUGAUUUGGGGGGUUAUAUCUCGCUAGAUGUGCAUGUCUCUACGGUUAUUAUUUAU